GGGUUUGCAGCUCCCGGCUGCUGGACCUUUCUCGAGAGCUCCGGGGAGGUACGGCUUCCUGCCGGGACCGGCGGGCCGCGGUGCCCGAGCGCCGUGCGGGCAUGCGGGACAUGCUGACCUAGGGCACGGCUCCUGGCUGACCCCCAGCCCCGCUGCCCGGCCACGGCGUGGUCUGAGCUGGAAGGGACCACGAGGAUCAUCAGAGCGGUCCCGUGUCCCUGCACAGCAUCGCCCCCACGAUGGAGCCGGCUCCGGAGCUGAAGAGGAAUAGUUUCCCCAGCAUGAACUUUGAAGCAGAGAUUCUGACAACUCCACACGAUAAUUCAGAGCUCUACAUGAUUCCUUCCAUGAGAAGCCUCACGGCUGAGGAGUAUGUGGAGGCCUUUAAGUCAUUCUUGGAUCACUCCACUGAGCACCAGUGCAUGGAUGAGUUCAACAAGGAACAAAUGCCCAACAUCAUGGCCAGUCUCGGCACUGGAAAAUCAACCAUCAACGUUCUGGGAGUUGGGAGUGGCACAGGUGAGCAGGAUUUGAAAAUGAUCAGGAUACUGCAGGCCGUGCACCCGGGGGUCUUUAUUGACAAUGAGAUUGUGGAGCCCAACCCACAGCAUGUGGCAGCUUACAAAGAGCUGGUGAAUCAAGCUCAAGACCUGCAGAAUGUUUCUUUUAUUUGGCACCAACUCACUUCCUUGGAGUAUGAACAGCAGGUGAAGGAGAAAGGCACACAUAAGAAAUUUGACUUCAUCCAUAUGAUCCAGAUGCUGUACCGUGUGGAGGAUAUUCCCAAUACUAUCAAGUUUUUCCACAGCUGCCUUGACCAUCAUGGUAAACUCCUGAUCAUAAUUUUAUCAGACAGCAGCGGAUGGGCCAGCCUGUGGAAGAAGCACAGGGACUGCCUGCCCGCCACCGACAGCGGCCACUACAUCACCUGCAGCGGCAUCACCGAGGUGCUGCGGAGGCUCGGGGCGCAGCACCGCGUGUUCGAGCUCCCGUCGGGCUGGGACAUCACCGAGUGCUUCACCGAGGGGGACGCGCUCGGAGGCCGCAUGAUGGAUUUCCUGACGGGAACUAAAAACUUCUUGGGCACGGCCCCGGCGGCGCUGCGGCGGCGGCUGCAGGAUGCUCUGUGCCAGCCCGAGUGCAGCAGCACCAGGGACGGCAGGGUCAUCUUCAGCAACAACCUCAGCAUGAUCGUCGUGGAGUCCUAG
Molecule: messenger RNA, 1208 nt
Organism: Cinclus cinclus
Lineage: Eukaryota; Metazoa; Chordata; Aves; Passeriformes; Cinclidae
Product: carnosine N-methyltransferase 2-like
Exons: 10
Coding region: 240-1208 (322 amino acids)
Molecular function (GO): N-methyltransferase activity
Source: RefSeq, a predicted model, not a curated record